UCCGAUUGCCUAGGCGAUCGCAGCAGAAGUGGGAGCAGGUCUGCAGUCUCUGGUCAUCUCUUGUACUAUGUCCACAGUCUCUGGUCAUCUCCUGUACUAUGUCCGCGGUCUCUGGUCAUCUCUUGUACUAUGUCCACAGUCUCUGGUCAUCUCCUGUACUAUGUCCACAGUCUCUGGUCAUCUCCUGUACUAUGUCCGCAGUCUCUGGUCAUCUGCUGUACUCUGUCCGCGGUCUCUGGUCAUCUCUUGUACAAUGUCCACAGUCUCUGGUCAUCUCCUGUACUAUGUCCACAGUCUCUGGACACCUCCUGUACUAUGUCUGCAGUCCCUGGUCACCUCCUGUAGUACAUCCGCAGUCUCUGGUCAUUUCCUGUACUAUGUCUUCAGUCUCUGGUCAUCUCCUGUAGUACAUCCGCAGUCUCUGGUCACCUCCUGUACUAUGUCCGCAGUCUCUGGUCAUCUCCUGUACUAUGUCCGCAAUUUUUGGUCACCUCCU
Molecule: messenger RNA, 496 nt
Organism: Staurois parvus
Lineage: Eukaryota; Metazoa; Chordata; Amphibia; Anura; Ranidae
Source: the annotation of a GenBank genome assembly